This is a messenger RNA of Saimiri boliviensis boliviensis (Bolivian squirrel monkey), 4024 nucleotides long. It is a transcript of the gene ULK3, whose product is annotated as unc-51 like kinase 3. Gene Ontology annotation, cellular component: cytoplasm; autophagosome; cytosol. Gene Ontology annotation, biological process: autophagy of mitochondrion; peptidyl-serine phosphorylation; response to starvation. Lineage: Eukaryota; Metazoa; Chordata; Mammalia; Primates; Cebidae. The record is from RefSeq and is a predicted model, not a curated record. Gene Ontology annotation, molecular function: ATP binding; protein serine/threonine kinase activity.
AGGUCCCUCGAGUGCUCUCCAGGCUUCCAGGGAAGGCUGGUUGCCUCAAGCUCUUCCUUGCCUCAUGGUCCUUAUAAACGGAUUCAUAGCCCUUUAGCCCCCUGCACGCUUCUGCUGGGGACAGCACUUUGAGCCCUCUGGAGCUCCCUUGCUGAGCCUUACUCUCUUUAGACUUUCUGAACGUGCAAUGUGGUUGGUGGGAUUUGGGGAGGGACCAAGGACACUGACCCCAAGCUGUCCUGCCCAGCGUCUUCUAGGCGGGUGGGGCUCUGCCUGUCCUGAUGUGGUUGGUCUGGCGGUUUGCUGUGGCUUCUCCUCCCUCCGAGGGACAGCUGCCUUUGCCUCUGCCUCAGAUGCUACCCGCCCCGCCCAUGUCCCCCAUCAGCAGGAUCCAGACUUUCAGGAAGGGCAGGGCCAGUCCAGAACCGCAUCCUUCAGCAGAGACUUAUAAGCCAUCUCUUGGAAGGCCCCCUAAUUCCCGAGUGGAGUCUGGCUUACACCCCAGGGCGUGUGUCACUGUGAUGGGCACCUAGAAGUCCAUCCUUAAAACCUGCAUCCUAUCCCUCAAGGCUGCUGGCCGGGUGUGUGGACUGGGGGAGCCUUUCCACAAAACUAGCCUCCUGCCCUGGGCCCGAGGCAGCCACAGGCCUCCAGCCGCUCAGGCAGUCCCCAAGCCAAUGAAUGAUACUGGCAGGGGCUGGGGUUUUAUAAACUCCUUUCUGGUAUUUCCCCCCCCCCCCCGCCCUUCAUGUACAAAAUGUAUAUGUCUCCAUUUUUGUGCUUGAAUAAAAAUAAAAAGACAUUUUCAGACCACACUGGUUCUCAAGUCUGCUGGACUUGGGAGGAAGGGGCAGCCCAUAGGAUUCGGGGCUGGGCGCUGCUGCGGCGAGGCCUGGAGAGCGGGGACAGUUGAGAUGCAAUGAACAGGUCGUCCAGGCCCUUCCUCAGAAGAGUGAAAAGCAGCUGGAAGCUCCGGGAAGCCAACGCGGUCUCUUCCAACGAUGCCUUCUCGUCCCAGUACCUCGGCUUUCAGAGCUGCGGGUCCCGGGGCGGCGCCUCCUGGACGCCGUCGCCGCCACACCCCCGCUCCGCCGCCCGCGCCCACAAGUGAGCGAUCGCCAGAUGCCUCUGCGCCCGCUGGGAGUCCCCGGAGGCCGCGCCGGCCGUCCUCCGCUCACUUCUCGGCUCGCAGGCGCCUCCGUCUCCCCUCGUGGGCCUCGAAGGAACUGGAAAGGCGCGUGACCCCGGGAGACGCGCGGACCAAGGAAGGGCGCGGGGGGCGGGGCGAAGCAGCGUCACCGCUGUGCGCUGCACUUCCGGCGGGCGGCGCUGUGGGCCGCGUGGAGCCGCCCCGCGCUCGCCCCGCCCCCUGCUCCCCCCACCGGAACCCCCGCCCGCAGCGAGGAAGCGCCGGCGCGGGCGCGGGCGCGGACGGCCGGGAUGGCGGGACCCGGUUGGGGCCCCCCGCGCCUGGACGGCUUCAUCCUCACCGAGCGCCUGGGCAGCGGCAAGUACGCCACGGUGUACAAGGCCUACGCCAAGAAGGACACUCGUGAGGUGGUAGCCAUAAAGUGUGUAGCCAAGAAAAGUCUGAACAAGGCAUCGGUGGAGAACCUCCUGACAGAGAUUGAGAUCCUCAAGGGCAUUCGACACCCCCACAUUGUGCAGCUGAAAGACUUCCAGUGGGACAGUGACAAUAUCUACCUCAUCAUGGAGUUCUGCGCAGGGGGCGACCUGUCUCGCUUCAUCCAUAGCCGCAGGAUUCUGCCUGAGAAGGUGGCUCGUGUCUUCAUGCAGCAAUUAGCUAGCGCCCUGCAGUUCCUGCACGAACGGAAUAUCUCUCACCUGGAUCUGAAGCCACAGAACAUUCUGCUGAGCUCCUCGGAGAAGCCCCACCUAAAGCUGGCAGACUUUGGCUUCGCACAGCACAUGUCCCCGUGGGAUGAGAAGCACGUGCUCCGUGGCUCCCCCCUCUACAUGGCCCCCGAGAUGGUGUGCCAGCGGCAGUAUGAUGCCCGCGUGGACCUUUGGUCCGUAGGAGUCAUCCUUUAUGAAGCCCUCUUUGGGCAGCCCCCCUUUGCCUCCAGGUCGUUCUCGGAGCUGGAAGAGAAGAUCCGUAGCAACCGGGUCAUCGAGCUCCCCCUGCGGCCCCUGCUGUCCCGAGACUGCCGGGACCUACUGCAGCGGCUCCUGCAGCGGGACCCCAGCCGGCGCAUCUCCUUCCAGGACUUCUUUGCGCACCCCUGGGUGGAUCUGGAGCACAUGCCCAGCAGGGAGAGUCUGGCUCGAGCAACCGCGCUGGUGGUGCAGGCUGUGAAGAAAGACCAAGAGGGGGACGCAGCAGCUGCCUUAUCGCUCUACUGCAAGGCUCUGGACUUCUUUGUACCUGCCCUGCACUAUGAAGUGGAUGCCCAGCGGAAGGAGGCAAUUAAGGCAAAGGUGGGGCAGUACGUGUCCCGGGCCGAGGAGCUCAAGGCCAUCGUCUCCUCCUCCAAGCAGGCCCUGCUGAGGCAGGGGACGUCUGCCCGAGACCUGCUCAGAGAGAUGGCCCGGGACAAGCCACGCCUCCUAGCAGCCCUGGAAGUGGCUUCAGCUGCCAUGGCCAAGGAGGAGGCUGCCGGCGGGGAGCAGGAUGCCCUAGACCUGUACCAGCACAGCCUGGAGGAGCUGCUGCUGCUGCUGGCAGGUGAGGGCCGCCAUCUGUGCCCCCGACAUGGCCCCUGCCGCUGUGCCCUCACCACACUCCCUCUCUUUACAGCGGAGCCCCCGGGCCGGAGGCGGGAGCUGCUUCACGCUGAGGUUCAGAACCUUAUGGCCCGAGCUGAAUACCUGAAGGAGCAGGUCAAGAUGAGGGAAUCUCGCUGGGAAGCUGAGACGGUGGACAAAGAGGGGCUGUCGGAGUCUGUUCGUAGCUCUUGUUCCCUGCAGUGACCCCAGAAGAAUGACUGGACAGAUGUGAACCAUCUGGGCCAGAGCCUGACCCAGGCUGGCGCCCAGGAUGAAGCAGCCCACGGCAGCACUGGCAAGCAGGCUUCUUGGAUGCACAGUGCUGAGACCCCUCAUCCCAGAGUCCCCAGCCUCCCUCAAGUGACUCUGCACCCGGCAGAGGGUUUGAUGGCCAUGCUGUAUGCUGGAGGGGAGGGCAGGACUCUGGGAGAACAGCAUUUCUUUCACGAGACCUUUGUUAUUCAUUCGCUGGUUACUGGGUCCUGUGUCUGUCCGUUUUGGGGCAUGCAGCCAUCUAUGGCUUUUUGCUCGGAGAAGAGGGCAGGGGCCCCUGCAGGGCACUUCUGUGCUUGCCCUCGCCCUGCCAGCAGGCAGCUGUGCCCCUGGCCUGCCCUUCCUGGGACCUCUUAUUCGACCUCAGGUCCUCCUUGCACUGGAAUGAGGCACUCCAGCACCCCUCAGGGACCACCCACCCCCCAGAACCCACCAGUCUUCCUGGGAAUGCACACCUGCCAGCCAUUUUGGUACUUUCAGUUAAUCCUCCAAGCAUGAAAGUCGUAAGGGCGGGGCAAAUUUAAGAAGCCCUGCCUUGUUCCUGCCCUGGCCUAGUGAGCACUGAGGCAGGGUCCUUGGUCCUCAUCCCUCCCAGCUCCGUUCCUCUUUGGGACCACACUAGCCACACUGCAGGCCUUGUGCUGGAGUUUGAGCCUGGGGACAGGGAGACCUGGGGACGGUCUGACCCAGCACACUCCAGGCUACCCACUUCUAGGCCUGCUUUGCCACUACCCCAGUGUGAAGCCCUGGGCAAGCCCCUUCUUUCUGGGUCUGGGUCUCCCCAUCUCUUCAAUGGGGCUGAUACCUCCACAGCCCACGACAUGGGCACUUAGGAGAACAAAGUGAAUUUAACCUGGAAAAGAAAGACCGUGUUUGAGAUUCUUUUAAAUAAUCAGCAGGUGUUGGUGAUUUCUAGUCCUUCUACCCUUAAAUGCCUUCUUGGGCAAGAGUUGUCUGUCCUCCCUGCAGGAGGCUGAGUAUAAAGAGUGUAAUUCAUUGUUUCUCUAUUAAAUUAUUUUUUCUA